CUUCUCUCCGACAGAUUGCCCAUAGGUAUACAGCAAGCCACAUCCAACAACAGGCCCCGAUAGGAAUCUUCCGCUGUUAGAGAGUAUCAGAUCGUCCAGCCCUCAUGCCUGACUCUUCCACCAUGUCCGUGUCAGAGAUCAGUGGAGAGCGGGUUGAGCCGUUGGCCGCAUCCGUGCUUGACUCUGGAUGACCCGUUGAUUGAGUUAUAAAUCUGGUUCUCCCCGGCUUCCAGAGUCUAUACACCAAAUCCGACAAAGUGCAUCAUGGGCGAGUCGCAUAUCGAGCAUAGUCCUUCUCUUCCCUUUGCCCAGCGCCCUAUUGUCAUUCUUGGGGCUGGCAUCAUCGGGUGUACCACUGCCCGGCAGUUGUUGUUGAACGGGUUUCCGGUGGUUUUGGUGGCGGAAUAUCUCCCAGGAGAUCAGAAUAUCUUCUAUGCUUCGGCUUGGGCUGGUGCAGCAUGGCAUGCGGCUGGGGGUAUCAAUCCGGAGCAGCGAUACUUCCAGGCUGUCACCCAUCGCCACUUGCUAAAGAUGGCCCAGGAGGAUCCGAAAUCGGGUGUUUGUAUAGUUGAUACAAGGGAGUUCCUCGAGCAGGCUCCACCGGAGAAUUCUUCGUUAUGGGGGCAGCAUGUUGUGUCUAAGUUCCGUCACCUCAAAAAGGAGGAAUUCCCCUCGCACUUUAACACCGGCUGGGCUUAUGAUACCCUCGUCACCGAUCCAACAUUACACAUGCCCUACCUUGGAAAGCAGAUCACUGAGCUUGGAGGGCAGUUCAUUCGCAAGAAGGUCAACUCCCUGGAAGACCUGUACCGAAUGUUCCCCGAGUCCAGCAUCUUCAUCAAUGCCAGUGGCAUUGGGAGUAAAGAACUGGAGGAUGUCAAGGACGACAAGUGCUUUCCGGAACGGGGUCAGAACGUCUUCUACAAGACUGACAAGUGCCAUAUGAUGUAUUUCCGGAAUGGCAAGCAAUAUACAUAUGUGAUUCCCCGUCCAAUGUCCCAGGGAGUUGUUCUUGGGGGUGUCAAACAGCAGGAUAAUCUCUCCCCCGAAGUCGACAUGGCAAUUGCCCAGGAUGAAAUCUCCCGCGCUCACAUCCUGGCACCCGAGAUUGUACCAGAGAAUCCCCCCCCAGACAGCAUCAGCCACAUUAUUGGCAUCCGUCCCUCGAGACAGGGCGGGUUUCGGUUAGACUGUGAAAAGGCCGGACAACGCACUGUUCUGUCUGCGUAUGGAUUUGGUGGUGGUGGAUAUGCAUUCUCGUAUGGAGUGGCUGAUGCUCUGUCCAAGAUGGUUGAGAGGGCUGAACGGGAGAAUGUGAUUCUGUGAUUUUUGUUUAUGAGGAGUUUGGAUGAGCGAUUACGAUACCAUAUUUUUCUAUUAUAUUACUCUACAAUAUUCCUUUAAUGAUUCGAGUAUAGUAUGUUAUGCCUCAGGCAGUGUUCUUAUCACCACAACCUCACCACUCCACGACUACAACC
Messenger RNA from Aspergillus ruber CBS 135680, 1478 nucleotides. Its product is annotated as FAD-dependent oxidoreductase. The transcript has 3 exons. The coding region runs from base 265 to 1326 and encodes 353 amino acids. The record is from RefSeq and is a predicted model, not a curated record. NCBI's taxonomy places the organism in Eukaryota, Fungi, Ascomycota, Eurotiomycetes, Eurotiales, Aspergillaceae. Gene Ontology annotation, molecular function: D-amino-acid oxidase activity; FAD binding.